Octopus sinensis (East Asian common octopus) is the source of this 2533-nucleotide messenger RNA. RefSeq names its product integrin beta-1. Gene Ontology annotation, molecular function: integrin binding. The coding region runs from base 162 to 2495 and encodes 777 amino acids. NCBI's taxonomy places the organism in Eukaryota, Metazoa, Mollusca, Cephalopoda, Octopoda, Octopodidae. The record is from RefSeq and is a predicted model, not a curated record. Gene Ontology annotation, cellular component: cell surface; focal adhesion; integrin complex. Gene Ontology annotation, biological process: cell adhesion mediated by integrin; integrin-mediated signaling pathway; cell migration. The transcript has 22 exons.
GAAAUAUAAACGAAUAAUGUGAAAAAUAGAGAAGGCUCUUGAAUAAAUUUAAGUAUAUCACUUAAGAUUUUUAUAAUAGAGAUUUGUCAUCAGAUUCAAAGGCAAAACAACGCACCCACAGUACUUAGGUCUGUAGUGUUCUUGUUUUGCUACUUGCUAAUAUGGCAACGCAAAUGCAAAAUGUAUACUACACGAAGUUCUUUAUAUUGAGUAUAUAUUGUUGGAUAUUAGUUGCAAGCCUUUCAGGUGAUACCGAGGAUUCUAAGCACAUUUGCGAGGAUCAAGAAUCAUGUAGGAAAUGCAUUACAGCGUCACCGCAGUGCUAUUGGUGUACAAAAGAGAAUUAUGCCAGCAUGCGUUGUAAUCAGAAGGAAAAGCAUAUUGCCAAUGGUUGCAAUGAUUUUAAUGAUCCACAGUACACAAUUACAUCGAUUGAGGACGAAAAAGUCAGAGACGGUUCAACAACUAAGAAAGCAGUGGUUAUGCAGCCACAGAAAAUCCACCUCAGAAUACGACCUCAUCAAACAGUGGAAAUUCCAUUUAAGUUUUACCAAACCAAAGAUUCUGCCGUGGAUAUGUUUUUCCUUAUCGAUAUAUCAAAAACAAUGGAAAAAUACAUUACCGAGUUAGCAAAUGUUUCGAUACAUCUUGUGGAAAGCCUGCAAAAUAUGACGGGGAGUUUCCGAGUCGGAGCGGGAGUAUUUGUGGAGAAACCAGUACUUCCCUUCGUAUUAGUUCAAGGUAAAGAUGAUAUCUGGAAGAAGGUUGAUACAUAUCGUCUCGUUACAAAAUUAACACAAGACGCAAAAGAAUUCAAAGGCACUAUCAAAAAGUUGCAUUCAUUCACGACAAACAAUGCAGAUAUUCCAGAAGCAGGAUUGGAAGCUAUGAUGCAAGCAGUUGUCUGUGAAGAAAAUGUGGGAUGGCGGAACGAAUCGCGAAAGAUUAUUAUCUAUUGUUCUGAUGCUCCAUUCCAUUAUGCAGGAGAUGGACUGCUUGCAGGUGCAGUAAUCCCUAAUGAUGGCCAUUGUCGCAUGGGAGGGACUAAACGGAAUAUAUACCAAGAAGCAGAGAUUCAGGAUUAUCCUUCCAUUCAACAAAUUGCUAAUGCAUUGUCAUUAAAGCAAGUGACAACAAUAUUUGCAGUGGCCAGUAAAGAAUACAUUCAUCUUUACGAGAAACUAAGCCGUAAAAUAGAAUCCUCCUACGUCAGUGAAUUCAACUCCGAAACAUCAACAAUUGCUGACAUUAUAACUGACAGCUAUAAGAAUAUUUCAUCUUCUGUGACAAUGGCUGUUUCAAAUAAGGGCAUCAAUAUUACCUUCUUUGCAAAGUGUGACGGGAAGAAUUGGACUAAGACGAAAACAUGCGAUGGAAUUAAGCACAGCAGUGUGAUUGAGUUUAAAGCCGUUUUAACCGCCGGGGAUUGUUCUCAAAAGCAAAACCAGACAAUCACAAUUAAUCCUAGUGGAGUUAAGGGUAAACUGGAGAUACAAGUGGAACACAUAUGCGAUUGUGAUUGUGACAAGAUACUUAACAGUUCUCAAUGCAGUGGAAGAGGAACAGAAAAGUGUGGUGAUUGCAUUUGUAACAAAGGCUUUACUGGAAUUAUUUGUGAAUGUACAGAGGAAGAGAGUUUGAAUAUCGGAAACAGUACAGAGAAAUGCAAAAUGGAUAACAGCAGCGAAGUUUGUAGUAACCGAGGAAAAUGUACUUGUGGCAAGUGUCUAUGUAAUCGGAAAUCAUCCAACAAAAUGAAUUUGUACCGGGGAAAAUUUUGUGAGUGCGAUGACUUCUCCUGCCCUCUUUUGAAACGGAGCUUAUGUGGAGGACCUUCGCGGGGUUCAUGCGUCUGUGGAAAAUGUGAUUGCAAAUCCAAUUAUACCGGAGAUGAUUGCGGCUGCCCAAAAACGAACGACUCCUGUUUAAGUGAAAACAAUACAAUAUGUAAUAAUCACGGAAGCUGUUCGUGCGGUGUGUGUACCUGUGAUUCUACCUCUGGUUACACGGGCCCGACAUGUGAAAUUCCUUCAACAUGUUUGAAUAAGUGUCCAGUCAAUUUGGAUUGUAUGUUGUGUGCAAAAUCCAAAAAUACAUCAGAGUGUUACACCAAGUGCAAAGAUAUGCUAUUCGAAGAAGUUGACUCUUUAGACAAAGUGACUGGUAAACUAUGCAAGCUCAUAAAUGAGCUGUGUGUCAUAGAAUACAAAUGUGUGAUCGAAAACGGAAUGGAGUUUCUGAAAAUUCGUAAAAAGGACAAAUGCACGAAAAAACGUGAUAAAACAAAGCUAAUCGGUGGUAUAAUCGGCGGUAUACUUGCUGUUGGGAUUAUACUGCUAUUAUUAUGGAAGCUUGUCAGUAUGUCCCUGGAUUAUCGCGAAAUGGCACGAUUCAGAAAAGAACGUACAGAUGCUGUUUGGAACACACAAACGAACCCGUUAUUCCAGCCAGCUACAACUGAACAUGUGAAUCCAGCGUUUAAAAAAAUGGAUUGAGGUUUUUUGAAUUUUCUAAAUAAAUAUCUUCAAAUAAC